This is a messenger RNA of Periophthalmus magnuspinnatus, 5525 nucleotides long. It is a transcript of the gene slc38a3b, whose product is annotated as solute carrier family 38 member 3b. Gene Ontology annotation, biological process: amino acid transmembrane transport; asparagine transport; histidine transport. Gene Ontology annotation, molecular function: L-glutamine transmembrane transporter activity; L-asparagine transmembrane transporter activity; L-histidine transmembrane transporter activity. The record is from RefSeq and is a predicted model, not a curated record. The transcript is spliced from 16 exons. Lineage: Eukaryota; Metazoa; Chordata; Actinopteri; Gobiiformes; Gobiidae. The coding region runs from base 417 to 1916 and encodes 499 amino acids.
AUUCAGACGUGGAGUUGAGCCACUGGUUGCAGCCUCAUAGUCCACAGCUUGUUCCUUGUAACUCUGCGCUAAACGUGGAAAAGUAGCGCGGCGCAGCCAUAUGAUGAAGCGGGGAGGGGUGAAACAAGGAGGCGGACCUUAGAAGCUACGACGACCCCCACAGUUCAACUUCUGGGGGGGAUACAAUGUCCACAGCGUUUCUAAAAGCCCAAAUUGAGCUCCUGACUUGGUGAGGUAGACGCCGCGACUGUAGAGCCUUAACGCGUGGAAAAACCUAAAGGCAAGGAAAACUGCGCGUCUGUGUGCGCGUGUGUGCCAAUUACCCUCGCCUGUGGACUUUAAGACACCAAUCAAGAGCUUUUUAGAUCUUUACAUAAACAACAAAUCCUGCACCAAAGGGAGACAUCUGACCCAAAAUGGAGCCCUCUCAGUCGGAGAUGAACAUUUUAUCCAAUGGUAAAAGUGACAUGAAGACACAGAUGGAGGAGGAUCAAUAUGAAGACCCCGAUGGAGCAUUGGAAAGCGCAGAGUUUUUACCCAGUGCUGAUGGAAAAAAGCCUAUACGAUUCACAGAUUUUGAAGGCAAGACCUCUUUUGGCAUGUCUGUCUUUAACUUGGGAAAUGCCAUUAUGGGCAGUGGCAUCCUGGGACUGGCCUAUGCUAUGGCUAACACAGGCGUUCUCCUUUUUCUGUUUCUUCUGACCGCUGUAGCUGCCCUGUCGUCUUACUCCAUUCACCUGCUGCUCAAGGCCUCAGGGAUUGUGGGAAUCAGAGCUUAUGAACAGCUGGGGUACAGAGCAUUCGGGACUCCAGGAAAAAUGGCCGCCGGGAUCGCAAUCACCCUGCAGAACAUUGGAGCCAUGUCCAGCUACCUGUAUAUUGUGAAAUCUGAGCUUCCUCUUGUGAUCCAAGCUUUCCUGAAGGCCGACCCCAACUCGGAUCUGUGGUAUUUGAAUGGAAACUACUUGGUCAUUAUGGUGUCGGCGAGUGUCAUCCUGCCCUUGGCUCUUAUGAAGCAGCUCGGUUACCUUGGCUACACCAGUGGAUUCUCUCUGAGCUGCAUGGUGUUUUUUCUCACUGCAGUCACCUAUAAGAAGUUUCAGAUCCCCUGUCCAUUUGAGGAGUUCUCAAUAAACGGCACCUCCACUCACCACGCUGUAAAUGUCUCAGGCCAUGCCCACGGGUACAUCAAUGGGGCGGUCCCUGCAGAGGACGAUGCCCACUGUACCCCACAAAUGUUCACCAUAAACUCCCAAACUGCAUACACCAUCCCUAUCUUGGCCUUUGCUUUUGUUUGCCACCCAGAGGUCCUCCCCAUCUACACUGAGUUGCGCAACCCAACAAAGAAGAAAAUGCAGAAAGUGUCCAACAUUUCCAUCCUUGUCAUGUACACAAUGUACUUCCUGGCUGCUUUGUUUGGCUACCUGACCUUUUAUGGUAAUGUGGAGCCUGAGCUGCUGCACACGUACAACCGCAUUGACCCCUAUGACACCCUGAUCCUGUGUGUGCGAGUGGCCGUCCUCACUGCAGUCACUCUCACUGUCCCCAUUGUGCUGUUCCCUGUGCGCAGAGCCAUUCAGCAGAUGGUGUUCCCCACUAAGUCCUUCAACUGGAUCCGCCACAUCAGCAUUGCUGUGAUCCUGCUCACGUUCAUCAACAUGCUCGUCAUCUUUGCACCUAAUAUCCUGGGCAUCUUUGGAGUCAUUGGUGCCACUUCUGCCCCAUGUCUGAUUUUCAUCUUCCCCGCUGUGUUCUACAUCCGCAUUGUGCCUAAAGACAAAGAACCAAUGACCUCUGUACCAAAGAUACUGGCCGUAUGUUUUGCUGCUCUGGGCGUGUCUUUCAUGGUGAUGAGUUUGAGUUUCAUUAUUAUCGACUGGACAACAGGGACCAGUCGUGCUGCUGGCGGACACUAGCCUCAACUGCUCUUCUGCUACUUCAACUACCACUACUACUAUAAUUUCUACUACUACUUCUACUUCAGUAACACACAUAUGACUACAAACAGGUAUUGUGGAGGGAGUACAAUGACCUUAAGGGGAACAUACUAAAAGCACAGUUCAAUUUUGUACAUCAGACUGUUUCUGAUUGUAGUACACAUAUCAAAACUGAUUUAAUACAGAUUUCUCAUUUUAAAUAUUGCAGUCAUUAUAAAAAGAUUCUAAAGGUGCAUGUCACUGAGAUAAUAUGACCUUUUUUUCCUUGUUCACAUAAAUAACUGCAGCUGGUACUGUACAAAAACACUAUUAAAGACACAUGAGCAUACUGUAUAUUUACCAAAUAUUUUAUCAUGUCACGCACAAAUGGAGAAUGGCCUUCAAAAACCUUUAUUUUGAAAUGCUUUAGGACAGGAAUCAAUGUGGUAAUUGCCUUUUGAUAUAAAGUUAUAUUCACAGAAACACUGGUGCCUUUUCCAAAUAAGACACAGACACUUAUUUAUUCAGAAGCUACUUCUGUUUUUAAUCACAGAUAAACUAUAUUUAACUCUGCUUUUGAUGAAGUUUCACAAAAUAUAUAUUUACUUAGACUUCAUUACAGUAUAGUGUUUUAAGCUUUAUCUUUCUUUCUGGGUUAAAGGUCCAGUAUGCAAACUUAUCUGGUGGGGAUCCUACCACCUGCUUUUCUCUAUGGUUACUUUUUGUCUCAAAUGGUCCACAGUAUAGCAUUAAACACAUCACCUCUCCUCAGAUCUGACAUGUAAUUUGUCCUGGUUGUCACCUACUUGACUCCAUUGAGCAAAGCAGCUAAUAAGAUCUCCAUAGAGACAAGCUGGUGCAGACCGUCCACCACAAACGUUACAUUGUCCUCCUUUAAAUAUGAAUAUUGUGGUUGAGUAAAACUUUUUCUUAAAGGUGUUAUGUAUUUAUUCCUGCAUAUAAAUUAGGUGCACAAUCACAACCUUAACCAUUUUUCCAUUAACCAUUUUUCCUAAUAUUUGAAUCUUCUUCUUACCUUGUAGUCAUCGAUCAUGCAUUUGUCCACAAGUAAUUCUACCGUCCCACAAUAUAAUAAUGUAAUAUAAUCUAUGUGACUGCCAUUACGACCUCACUGUAAACGCAGUGCAAACUCUCACCAAAUAUGUUUUUUUUUUUGUUUUUUUUUCAUAGCAAAUCAAAGGUUUGUCUUUUUCUUGUAAACACUGCAUUUGUUGUAUUUACUUAUUUGAAUAUGUUUGUAUAUUUCAUUAGAAAGAUCCAAGUAUAGAAUAUUAUGCCGUUAAUUUGAGCUUUUGUUGUGGUAGCUUUCUAGGCUGAUCAUAAUGAUUUAGAAAAAUAAACCUGCUGGUGGGUGUGGUUACAUUUAUGACGAUAACUGGGGUGGUCUGGAGUACAGUAUUUGAGUUUUUUGCUUGUGUCUUGUAUCUAGGCCUGGUUUUUAUCGCUUUGUACGCUGCUUCCCUGUCUGAAGCCAGUUUAGUGAACCACACUCAAAUGCACUCAUCCGUUAAUAUGCAAAUGUUAUAGUAGUUUGUGGACAGUUGUUUGCAUUGGUUUUGAAGUCUUCAUUCUAGUCCUAUGCUGUGAUAGUUUGUUGCUUUUUAUUGUUCAUAUGUACAAAGAAUACUUCCUAUAAACCAAAAAUGUUAAAUGGAGCGUGAGAAUUUAAGUGGGACAAGUGUCAUUUUGGAUGACUUUACAUACAGAAAUAUAGAGAUAGCUGUUCAGUGAGUUAUGACACUUAACAAAGUUUUCUCCAGUCUUGUUUUUAUUUGAAUUGAAGCAAGUCCAGCGUUUAAAAUCUUUAAAAUCACACUGGGACUUAAUUUGCUGUGGAGAAUAAAAAUGUAUGCCAAAAGUUAAUGCUAGUACAAUAUCAAUCAAUUCAUUUUAAAUUACAUAAAACUUUUAGCUAACUCUAUGGUUUAAAGGUGCACUACAUAACUUUUCUGGUGGAUGGUCCGCCUCCUGCUUGUUACAUGGAUAUGUCAUUGCUUCGGCUGAAAUGUGUGCUCUAAAGUAUGGCAUUUGUAUAUUUCUCUGGCACUUGUAUAUCUUGGGUUUAUUCAGUUACAGUUGUUCUGAUUUGAUGGAGUCACCUGCUCACAUCCAUGGAGAUUUUUUAAUGCCAUGCUGUAGAAUUUUCCAGGCAAAACAAUUACAUCUCCAUGGAAAAUACAUUUUGGACCCUACACCAAUGCAUAUCACCUUUAAUAUAAGUUGACAACUGCAUACACAGGCCUGUAUUUGUUGCUGUUAUACUGCUCUAUUGGUAGACCAUGCAUCAUUUAUGGAGUCUCAGGCAAUUUCCAGAAUAGCUUUCCCUGCAGUAUUUCCUAUCACUUCAGCUAUCCUUAUAGAAAGAACUUUAUACAAACAGCUUAGUUAGCAGAAUGACACUUGCGCUCCUUAGAUUCUCACUCCUCGUUAUAAGUCAAAGCUGCUUGGACCUAAAUGUAGGGUGACCAGAUUUUCAACAUUUUAAACUGGGACUUGCCCGGGUUAGAAUAUAACAUUGUCCAUUUUCAACGCACUUACGGGUCAGUAUGUAAUCUGGUUCUGUGCUCAUUUUCCAGCAUUGUUUUCUGUAUUUUAGCUAAACAAAUGACGAUAUGCAUUGUUUACAGGUAUCAAAUUGGUCAAAAAUAAGGAUACUUGGGACAUUUGUUGAAAAAAACUAGGACAAAUCACUGGUUUUGGAUAAAUCUACUGGGACAUGGGACACAGGGCUCAAAACUGCCCCGGGUAAAUAUGGAUGUCUGGUCCCCCUAAUUAAAUGGCUUCUCAAAAACCUCUUGUGUAUAAAGAAAAUCAUUAUUUAUGAAUUACUGUUUAUGUUAUGUAGUUUUUGAUCAAAGUGUUUCUAUGUGGAUAAGUUAUCAACCGGAAUAGUGUCCCUUGCUUUUUAUGGUUGCUGUAGUAACAUUAAGUUCUUGUUGUGACAUGUUUAAGUGAAGGACUGAAAUUCACUGGAGGAGAUCAUGCCAAAAUAACAGCUCACUAUCUGCUGCCUGCUUAAAUGCUGCUAACCUUGCAACAGUUUUAAUGCAACCAGUAUAGUCCAAAGUUUGAAUAAUCGUGGACACUGUGUAUAAUGUGAGUAGAAAUGGGUUAUAAAUCUCAUAAAAUGUUUAAGGCUGAGCAGAUGUAAGGGUUCAUGACAGUGGCGGUCUCGAAAGUGAGUCCUAAUCAGAAAAUACUCCGAAAAUUGCACGAGCACAUAAGUCAGCAUUCAUUUCAAUAUAAAGAACAAAGCCAAUAUAAAUUUAUACAAAUAAUCAAGAAAAUAAAUGAUCAGUGCAUGAUGUUUUAUGAAAAUAUUGUAUUUUACUGUAAGAUUUGCAAAUAAUUACUUUUAUUUGACAUUUUAUACAGUGCCCAAACCUGUUCAGAAAGUUUUGUAUAUGGCUGUUGUGAAGAGUAUACAGACAUUAAAUACAAAUGGCAUUGCAGUUGUUGUAAUGUGAUGAUUUUAAAUGUGUAUGUAAACCUUUUAUAUUUGUAAUGCAUAUUCACUGUAGCUUAUUGUAAAGUGUAAAUAGCAGGGACAUAUUUUAGUUUGGCAAUAAAUAAUUGUAGAUGUUUUUA